Messenger RNA from Actinia tenebrosa (Australian red waratah sea anemone), 570 nucleotides. RefSeq lists its product as uncharacterized. Lineage: Eukaryota; Metazoa; Cnidaria; Anthozoa; Actiniaria; Actiniidae. The record is from RefSeq and is a predicted model, not a curated record.
AUGAGUGAAGACGAAAAGGCGGAUGAAGGAGGAGAGAGGAAGGGAGGUAAAGAUGGGAGCACAUAUCCAGGGGAAGGUAUUCGGAUGUCUGUAUAUGGAUUAAAAACCUACACCGCUGAACAGGAAAAGGAGCAGUGGAGAGAGAAUGUCAGGCGUGAGUUUAGGAUCAACAAGAACCACUUCAUUAACUCAGGCAAAAGUGCUGAUGUAUGCAAUACAUGGAAAGUCAAUUUCAGUCGUUAUUUCAAGGGUGAACAACCUCUACAAAACAUCAGUUAUUUCAAUACAGGAAAAAAGAGCAAGGCCUUAUCGAUUUAUGAUAGGACAUUCCACAUCGAGGAAGGAUAUUGUAGUAAACUGCGCCGUGAUGAUCGACAACACAGCUUUGCACUAGAUAUCUAUUCAGAGGAAUGCAAAAAAGACGUACCAACACUUACAUCAUCCCAGUAUGGUCGACGUCCCGCACUCGAAACACCAUCACGAAAACACUGUCGAGUAUUGACGGUAAAGAGAGACUUCUACCGGGAAAGCGGUGCACAUAUCAUGGGGAAAUUAUCCAUGUUAAAAUAA